AUGGCUCCCUGGCUGCAGCUCUGCUCCUUCUUCUUCACCGUCAACGCCUGCCUGAACGGCUCCCAGCUGGCCGUGGCCGCCGGCCCCGGCAGGAGGGGGCCGCCCGGGGACACCUGUGGCUGGAGGGGAGUGGUACCAGUCAGCAGGAACAACGGGCUGCCUAAUGUCACCUUUAAAUAUGACAACUGUACAACAUACUUGAAUCCAGUGGGAAAACACGUGAUCGCCGAUGUGCAGAAUAUCACCAUCAGCCAAUACGCCUGCUAUGACCAGGUGGCCAUCACCGUGUUUUGGACAGCAGGGACCCUGGGCAUCGAAUUUCUAAAAGGGUUUCGGGUGAUCCUGGAGGAGCUAAAGUCUGAGGGCCGCCAGUGUCAGCAGAUGCUCCUGAAGGACCCCAAGCAGCUCAACAGCAGUUUUAAAAGAACCGGCAUGGAAUCUCAGCCUUUUCUGAAUAUGAAAUUUGAAACGGACUACUUUGUCAAGAUCGUCCCCUUCCCUUCCAUUAAAAAUGAAAGUAAUUACCACCCCUUCUUCUUCCGGACUCGACCCUGUGAAUUGCUGCUGCAGCCGGACAACCUGGCCUGUAAACCUUUCUGGAAGCCCAGGAACCUCAACAUCACCCAGCAGGGGCUGAACAUGCAGGUGUCCUUCGACCACGCCCCCCAGAAUUUUGGGUUUCGCUUUUACUACCUUCACUACAAACUCAAGCAUGAAGGCCCCUUUAAACGAAAGACCUGCAGGCAGGAACAAAAUACGGAGAUAACCAGCUGCACUCUUCAGAAUGUCUCUCCAGGGGAUUAUAUAAUUGAGCUUGUGGAUGACACAAAUACAACGAGAAAAAUGAUGCAUUAUGCCUUAAAGCCAGUGCAUUCUCCCUGGGCCGGGCCCAUCCGAGCCAUAGCCAUCACUGUCCCAUUGGUCGUCAUCUCUGCCUUUGCAACACUCUUCACCGUGAUGUGUCGCAAGAAGCAACAAGAAAAUAUAUAUUCACAUUUAGAUGAGGAGAGCUCGGAGUCGUCUACCUACACGGCCGCCACCCCCGGGGAGAGGCUCCAUCCUCGGCCCAAGGUGUUCAUCUGCUACUCCACCAAAGACUGCCAGAAACACACGACCGUCAUCCAGUGCUUUGCCUACUUCCUUCAGGAUUUCUGCGGCUGCGAGGUCGCCCUGGAUCUGUGGGAAGACUUCCAGAUCUGCCGGGAAGGGCAGAAAGAGUGGGUCACCCAGAAGAUUCGGGAGGCCCACUUUGUCAUCGUCGUGUGCUCUAAGGGCAUGAAGUACUUUGUGGAGAAGAAGAGCUGUAAGCACCGGGGAGGGGGGCGCAGCUCAGGCGACAGAGGUGAGCUCUUCCUGGUGGCCGUGGCCGCCGUGGCCGAGAAGCUGCGCCAGGCCAAGCAGAGCUCGGCCGAGCUGGGCAAAUACAUCGCCGUCUACUUCGACUACUCCUGCGAGGGGGAUGUUCCGGGCGUGCUGGACCUGAGCGCCAAAUACAAGCUCAUGGAUCACCUUCCCCGGCUCUAUUCUCACCUGCACUCGCGAGAUCCCGGCCCGCAGGAUUCGGACCUCUGCCCCGCCAACCUCAGCAAGAGAAAUUAUUUUCGGAGCAAGUCUGGGCGGUCUCUCUAUGUGGCAAUCUGCAACAUGCACCAGUUUAUCGAUCAGGAGCCCAGCUGGUUCGAGAAGCAGUUCCUGCCUUUCCCCCCUGCUCCACUGCAUUACCAGGAGCCCAUCAUGGAGAAAUUUGACUCUGGCUUGGUGUUGAACGAUGUCGUCUGCAAGCGGGCAGCUGAAGGUGACUUCUACCUGAAGACCGAGGCCACCACCCUGGGUGCUGUGGCUGUGGACUCUCAUUCAGUUCUGCCCCACUUGAGCCUGGAAGAAGACGCGGCCUCCCAGGAUGCUCAUGACGGCGGCUGCGUGCUCCGGCCCUUGUUGCAUACUGUGAAGGCAAUCAGCCCCCCUGAAAUGCCCAGGGAUUCGGGCAUCUAUGACUCUUCUGUGCCAUCAUCAGAGUUAUCGCUGCCUCUGAUGGAAGGACUUUUGAUAGACCAAAUGGAAACCUCUUCCAUUACGGGGAGCGUCUCUUCUUCUUCGGGCCUAGGUGAAGAGGAGCCCCCUGCCCUCCCUUCCAAGUGCAGUGAUUCUGGAGUGUGUAAAGCCAGACUCAGUGGGCACAGUAUCACCGAUGAACUCGUGGUGGUUGGCCCAUUAUAACCCGAAUGAGGAUUCUCAUGCAUUGCCACUUUAGUGACCGCGGACAGCACCUGGGUGUCAGUCAGCCCCUUGCCCCUCCCCCUGCCCCCUCGCCUACUUGAAAGAACAAAGACCCUGAGUUUGGAUGUUUCUGGGGAGUUUUUGGCCAGUACCAGACCUCCUGCCCCUCCCUCCCCCCUUGGGUUUGGUAAAACCCCUCCUCUGCAGACUCAGAGCUUCUCAAGAGACGCUCAGAGAAAAGCGCAGGAUGCCCCGAAUCAGCUUGAUUCUUGUGACCACGUUCACGUAUUCCCACCAUUUUGUGCCUCUUCCCAGUCCUGGGAUCUUGAGCGGCUCCUCUAGACAGGUCGGAAGGGAGGAGAGACGUUAGAAAAGAAGAGCAUCCGUGGAGAAAGAGAAAUCACACUCUGCUUUAUCCCGUGUCGGGCCCCCUUUGGUGGUACUUAGAAGAUAUGUGGAUUUUUCCCUCCUUUUCGGUUGAAAACAUUGACGGGACAAAAAUCUUUAGUGAAACAAGUUAUCCCUUCCACAUCUUGACUUUUCCUCCUUGUGCUUUCGAUAUAUUGUGGCUCAGCAUCAGAAAUUAAGUGGAAAUUUGGGGGGAAGAGGGAGUUUUUCAGAAGUCGCAGACGACACAGAGCCUGUGACCAAAUAACCCCAAUUUUAUAAUAAGCUACUGUAAACACCCCAUACAUUCAUUCUUCUCUGGCACGAAGAGAGCGCCAAAAAAUUAGGUGUGGAUUUUCCAAGGUUGCCAGUGUGGAAGGGAUAAUUAUAGAAACAUAGGUUUUUCUAUGUUCUAGAACUGCCACCUAGUCCCUUUUGAUAAAAGUAACAGGAAUCUACACCUAUGUAAGUAUAGACAAACCCACUUGUAAAAAUUAAGUGUAGACAGGAAAUACAGUGUGGUAGAAUUUGUGCUGAAUUUGGAAUUUAAGGGCCUGGAUUCUGUCUCUAACAACCAGUGUGACCUUUAAUAAGCUCCUCAACCUCCCCUCUGGACUUCAGUUUUCUUCUAUGUAAAUAAGAGGGUUAGAUGGGAUGACCUCUGAAUCAUCCCUUCCGACUCUAAAUCCGUGCUCUUAGGAGACUGAGAAACAACCGGAAAUAUGUCAGGAACCAGCCCCUGUGUUGUACAUGACCUUCCUCCAGGUCACUCUUCAAUACACGAUCCAUGAUUCGGUCACGAUUCCCCUAGGUCAGGACAUGUGGACGUACGUUGGUUUUAUUUAAGAGAUGAAGGGACCUCGAAGGUCACUUAGUCCAACCCUUCUCUGCCCCUGUAUUCUCAGCAGGUCAUCCACCAUCUAGCCUCUUCCAGAAGGCCGCCAGUGAGAGGGAGCCCACGGCCUCUGGUCCGUAUUAAGCCAGCUUCUUCCUUUGGAAGCUUUUCUUGACCUCAAGCCUAAGGUCUCCUCUAGACAGCUUCUGUUGGUCUUUGCUAGUUCUGCCCUCAUGGCCAAACAGAACAAGGCUCCUCCCCAGGGCAGCCCUAGUGCUCAAAGACGACUCUCGACCCCACCUCCAGCCAGUUUUCUUUUCUCCAGAUUCAGCCUCCUCUGCCUCCAACCUAUCUUCCUAUGGCACAAUCUCGGGUCUCUUCCUCAUCCAGGUUGGCCUCCCUCAUGUGGCUGCUCAGCCCACAGCCUUCCCAGAUGGGGAGCACAGUACCAGGUAUGGUCUGAGCAGGCCAGAGAAGAGAGGAACCUCCGGCCUCCUGCAUGGGGCCUAGGAGAGCAUUCUCUUAGCUUGCUUCAGUAUCGCUGUGGUGACUCGUGCCUGCCCCUCCCCAUCCUCUGGAUCUUUUUCACCAGAGCCAUGGAUUGGCUAACCAUACUUGGUUUUUUCAGCUAGUGUCCAACUUUAUCCCCAUAGAGUCUUGGCUUAUUUGAGGCAGCUCAUCCAUGGUUUGUUGAGGUUUUGUUGAAUCCUAUCAUCCAGUGUGAUAGAUGUCUCCUCCUUGUGUCAUCUGCCAAUCUGCCAAUCCUGCGUUCUCUACCUUCCUCCAGUAAAAAAACGCCAACCAGGAAAGGGCUGUGGCCAUCUUCCUGUGGCCCCUCACCUUCCCCAUUGACCUUUGCACACUCACUAGUAUUUCAUCAAGGCCCAAACCCGUCCAGUUAUCCCUCCAUCCAGCCCACAACUUCCCAUCACAUCCACAAGGAGAGCAUAAAAUGCAUCUGAUGUUCUUCUCAUGUCUAAGCAGACCACGUCUUUGGCAGACUUGUGGCACAAGGAUCUGGUUACUGGUGUCAGAAAAGGAAAUGAGACUAGUGUGGCAUGACCUGCUCACAAUGGCACCAUGGUUCAAAGACCGUCCCUUUUGGGUUGUGUUACAGAAUGUUGCCCAGAAGAGGCCUCCGCCUGCCUGCCUAUCUCUGCCUCUGUCUCUCUCUCUGGCUUCAUUAAAUUUUUUUCUCUCAUCUUACCACCACCACCA
Molecule: messenger RNA, 4657 nt
Organism: Dromiciops gliroides (monito del monte)
Lineage: Eukaryota; Metazoa; Chordata; Mammalia; Microbiotheria; Microbiotheriidae
Gene: IL17RD
Product: interleukin 17 receptor D
Exons: 13
Coding region: 1-2217 (738 amino acids)
Molecular function (GO): interleukin-17 receptor activity
Source: RefSeq, a predicted model, not a curated record